Molecule: messenger RNA, 1084 nt
Organism: Enhydra lutris kenyoni (northern sea otter)
Lineage: Eukaryota; Metazoa; Chordata; Mammalia; Carnivora; Mustelidae
Product: CD28 molecule
Exons: 4
Coding region: 1-768 (255 amino acids)
Biological process (GO): immune response; positive regulation of T cell proliferation; T cell receptor signaling pathway
Cellular component (GO): external side of plasma membrane; membrane
Source: RefSeq, a predicted model, not a curated record
AUGACGGAGACGCUGAGGCUUCAGCAGGUACAUCUUCUGUUCCCCUCACACUCUGGGCUCCUCGGGGAGGAGGGGCUGGAGCCCUGGCCCACCAUUAGCACAAUGAUCCUCAGGCUCCUUCUGGCUCUCAACUUCUUCCCCUCGAUUCAAGUAGCAGAAAACAAGAUUUUGGUGAAGCAGUUGCCCAUGCUUGUGGUGUACAACAAUGAGGUCAACCUGAGCUGCAAGUAUACCCACAACCUCUUCUCAAAGGAGUUCCGGGCAUCCCUUUAUAAGGGAGUAGACAGUGCCGUGGAAGUCUGUGUUGUGAAUGGAAAUUACUCCCAUCAGCCUCAGUUCUACUCAAGCACAGGAUUCGACUGUGAUGGGAAAUUGGGCAAUGAAACAGUGACAUUCUACCUUCGGAAGUUGUUUGUUAACCAAACAGAUAUUUACUUCUGCAAAAUCGAGGUCAUGUAUCCACCUCCUUACAUAGACAAUGAGAAGAGCAAUGGGACCAUUAUCCAUGUGAAAGAGAAACAUCUUUGUCCAGUGCAGCCGUCUCCUCAAUCUUCUAAGCCAUUUUGGGCACUGGUGGUGGUGUGUGGAGUCCUAGUUUUCUAUAGCUUGCUAGUAACAGUGGCUCUUUGUGCUUGCUGGAUGAAGAGUAGGAGGAACAGGAUCCUUCAGAGUGACUACAUGAACAUGACUCCCCGGAGACCGGGGCCCACCCGAAGGCACUACCAACCUUAUGCACCAGCGCGCGACUUUGCUGCAUACCGUUCCUGACAUGGACGCCUAUCCAGAUGCAAGCCGGCUGGCAGCUCUUCACCUGCCCAACACAACUGCUCUGGAUAGGAAAAACCUGCCUUGUCUUCAGCCGGCCACGGGCUCCUUCUACAGGCUCUUCUUAAGCCACUGAUGCCAAUUUUUCUUGAAUGACUAGACCAAAUAACAUUAUUUUUGAGACUCCGAAAUGAAGUUAAAGAAUAUUAUUGUGGCAGGCUCUAUCUUGUAGUGCCAUGACCCAAAUGCCAACUUACCACGUAUUUAUUGACUUAAGAGGUUAUAGUAGAAAAACAAACAAACAAAAUCCAUGGAUUCU